Molecule: messenger RNA, 3754 nt
Organism: Limulus polyphemus (Atlantic horseshoe crab)
Lineage: Eukaryota; Metazoa; Arthropoda; Merostomata; Xiphosura; Limulidae
Gene: Faa
Product: fumarylacetoacetase-like
Exons: 2
Coding region: 120-1406 (428 amino acids)
Biological process (GO): L-tyrosine catabolic process; L-phenylalanine catabolic process; homogentisate catabolic process
Molecular function (GO): fumarylacetoacetase activity
Source: RefSeq, a predicted model, not a curated record
GUCAUUCGUCUCGUUGCGCCGUUAUCGUAGGUUGUAACUUGUUAGUUGAAGAAACUGUAGGUGUAGAAAUUUUAGAGAACAGUUUAUUGUAGUAAAAAUAGAUCCACAUAUUUUUUACCAUGAAAUCGUUUAUCAACGUUGGUCCCGAUUGCCAUUUUCCUAUCCAGAAUUUACCAUAUGGAAUAUUUUCAACUUCAGAUAACCCACGUCAUAGAAUUGGAGUUGCCAUUGGUGACCAAAUUCUAGACUUGAGCGUUGUGAAACAUCUUUUUGAUGGGCCAUUGAUGCGUGAUAAACAAAAUGUUUUUGAAGCUCCAGUCUUAAAUCCUUUAAUGGCGUUGGGCAAAGUUGCAUGGCAAGAAGUACGUGCUAGAAUUACUGAAUUAUUAUCUUUAAGUUUGCCAACUUUACGAGAUGACCUGGACUUGCGUAAGCAUGCAUUUGUUUCACAAAAUGAUGCCAUUAUGCAUUUACCGGCUGCAAUUGGGGAUUACACUGACUUCUAUUCGUCUAUUAAUCAUGCCACGAAUGUCGGAAUAAUGUUCCGUGGAAAAGAAAAUGCAUUAAUGCCAAAUUGGAAGCAUCUCCCUGUUGGUUAUCAUGGAAGAGCAUCAUCGGUUGUUGUAUCUGGGACACCAAUACGACGACCUAAUGGACAAACACGACCAAAUGAUUUAGAACCCCCAAUAUUUGGUCCAUCCAAGCUACUAGACAUUGAACUGGAAAUGGCAUUUCUGACUGGGCCAUCAACUGAUCUUGGUGUACCCAUUCCAAUAAACCAAGCCCAAGAUUAUAUUUUUGGAAUGGUAUUGAUGAAUGACUGGAGUGCACGAGAUAUUCAGAAGUGGGAGUAUGUACCUUUAGGUCCAUUCUUAGGCAAAAAUUUUGGAACAUCAAUCAGUCCAUGGGUUGUUUCAAUGGAAGCUCUUAAACCAUUUUGUUGUGCCAAUGUCAGUCAAGAUCCUAAGCCUCUUCCUUAUCUGCAGCAUAGUGAUCCAUACAAUUUUGAUAUCAACUUGCAAGUAGCUAUAAAGCCAGAGGACUCAGAAACACAAACUGUUAUUUGUCAGUCUAAAUUUAAGUAUUUGUACUGGACCAUGAAACAGCAGCUAACACACCAUACAAUUACAGGUUGUAACAUAAAUUCUGGAGAUCUUUUGGCUUCAGGAACCAUCAGUGGACCAAGUCCAGACUCAUAUGGAUCCUUACUAGAGCUGACAUGGAGAGGUACCAAAUCUUUAACAUUGGAAAAUGGAAGUACUCGGUAUUUCCUCAAAGAUGGAGAUGAAGUUAUCAUUACUGGUUAUUCUCAGGGAGAUGGUUAUCGUGUGGGAUUUGGAUCAUGCACAGGAAAAAUCCUUCCUGCUCUCCAGUUGAAGUGUCAGAUGAAAGGAUUUUAUUUUUAGAGCCAUGUACAUGAUGAAGAUUCAUCCCCCACUCUUCCAUCCUCAUUCUAGACAGACUAUAUGAUGUACAGCUUGUAAAUAACAAAACACCUUCCUAUGUUAUUAUUAAAAUUAUCAAUAAUAAUAAAAUAGUUAAAAUAUAAGUUAUAUAACUUAGCAUUCUGAUGUAAUCGAUUAGAAAUAUUUAGGUUAUAAUGACUGUCUCAUUUUAAAAUAAAUUUUAUUGCAGCUGUACAUUUAUCAAAGAAAUUUUGAAUAUAGUUGCGAAACUUUAAUUUUAGCCAAGAAGUUUUAUUGUAUAAAAACACUGCUUUUUGUAAAAAAGCUUCAUAGGUAUUUGUUACGUAUAGAUUAUAGAAAAAGUUGACUUACUCAAAAACAUCUAUAAUAUGGAAGUUCGUGUUUUUUUAAAUACAUUACCAUGUAGGUUUUGUUUCACAAAAAUAAAUAUGGCCAAAGUUAAUAAUUUCAAAACCAUAUUUCUAUAACUUAGCAAGGAUUGUGAUGUCAAGUGUAGUUUUAAGAAAUUCCAACAAAAAUAAUAUAUGAUCAAGUUUUAACAAUAUUUAUGUCAAAAAUUGAGGAUAUCAAACUCAGCAAUGCGGUUGAAUCUGUUUGGGUUUCUGUUAGUUUUUAUAAGGAAAGAAGGCUUUUAAUUGAAAUUUGUUACAUGCCGCCAGAUGAAACUGAUGAAAUUAAAACUACAGUGAGAUAAAGAUCUUGGUUGUUAAUGAGAUUAUAAUUAUGGGAGAUUUUAAUUUUUGGCAUAUAGAUUGGGAAUUGCUAGAGUCAAAUCAUGAGGAAGACAGGUUUUACAAACCAGUUAGGAUGGUUUUUUCACCAAGAGAGUUGGUCAAGGGGGAAAUUAGGAAAUUAAAAAAAAAACUAUAUGAAGAAAGAUUAUCUGAAAAUGUAAAAAAAAUAAUAGUAAGGAUUUCUUUCAAUACAUUAAGGGCAAGCAAAAUGUUAAAAUGGGAGUAGGCUCUCUCAAGAAUGAUACAGGAAUGUUAAUAUCUGAUGAUUAUAAGAUGGCUGGGUUAUUGAAUUCUAAUUUUCUUCAAUAUUUUCGAAUGAACAUUUAAGCAAUAUUUUUUUAUCCUGAAUAGUUACUAGAUGGAAACAAGAUUGAACAAGAUGAUCACAUUAAUUCGGAGCUUAAGAAAAAAUUUAAAGAAUGAUAAAGCUCCUGGGCUAAAUGAUAAUUCCGGAGGGUUUUGAAGGAGAGUAAGGAUUGGAUGUGUAAGCUACUAUUUUUUUUCUAAGUCCUUGAUUAGUAGGCAAGUGAUGAGAAGUUGGCUAAUAUUACUCCUUGUUUCAAGGGAAGUUAUAAAAAUUGUCCUAGUAAUUAUAGGCCUAUUAGUCUUACAUGAUUGGUAGUAAAAGUUUUUGAAAGUUUGAUAAAAGAUGCCUUGAAAAGUCAUUUUAAAAAAUGUAGCAUUUUGUUGGAUAGUCAACAUAGUUUCACUAAGGGAAAACCUUGCCUGACUGAUCCUUUUACAUUCUUUGCAGAGGUUAGUGCUUAUGUAGAUGAAAGUGUAGGUGUGGAUUUGGUGUAUCUGGAUUUUCAGAAAGCAUAUGAUAAGGUGCAACAUAAAAGGCUUAUUAAAAGUUAUUUCUAAGUGUGGAGGAUAGGUUAGCUCAUUGAAUAGAAAAACAGGCUGAAUGGAAGAAAGUGGAAAAUUGUUAUAAAUGAAGUUCAGUCAAGCAUGAUUCAUGUCACAAAUGGGGUACCUCAGGUUCAGUGGUAGGAUUUUGCUCUGUUUAAUUUACAUCAGUGAAAUAGAUUAAGGAAUGGUAAAUAAAUGAUUUAAAUUUGCUGAUGACAAUAAAAGUUUUGGGUGUUACUGGCUAUGAGUAGGAUGCUGCUGCUUUAAAAAAGAAUUUGAAUUAUUUGAUGAAUUGGGCAAAUAAAUGGCUUUUAAUUAUAACAAAUGCAAGGUAAUGCAUGUGUGAUAUUGCAGUUUAAAUAAUGACUAUAAUUUUGAUGGGAUUAGCCUUAACAGUGUUGUGGAAGAAGAUGAUUUUGGUGUUCUGGUUGAUCAAUCUCAUAGGCCAUCCGAGCAAUGUACUGUGGUAGUACAAAUAGAAAUUUAGGUUGUAGCUACAGUAAUAUUGAUUACAAGUCUAAAGAGGUCAUAAUGUCAUUAUAUAGAUCAUUUAUUAGACCAUAUUUAGAGUAGUGUGUUCAGUCUUGGGCUUCUUAACUUAGAAAAGACAUUGAAUUAUUGGAAAAAGGUUCAGAGAAUGAUACCAAGGAUAAACAGGUUGUGAUACAAGGAUAGAUAAUGUUCUCUAUAAUUGUUUUCUCUUGGAAAAAAAGAAGAGUUAUGGGAGAUCUGACAGAAUAG